Tupaia belangeri chinensis (Chinese tree shrew) is the source of this 699-nucleotide messenger RNA. RefSeq names its product ral guanine nucleotide dissociation stimulator-like. The coding region runs from base 19 to 699 and encodes 226 amino acids. Lineage: Eukaryota; Metazoa; Chordata; Mammalia; Scandentia; Tupaiidae. The transcript is spliced from 3 exons. The record is from RefSeq and is a predicted model, not a curated record.
GCUGCAUCCCAGCACUGAAUGCACACCAGUGAACGGAGGAUGGGGAACCUCUGCUCUCGGGCACUUCUUCUGGCCAGAGGCUCUGCCUGCCAAGGCAGUUAUGUGAAAGAGGAGGGGACAACAUGCCCUCCACGUGACGCCUUCCCGGCCUCCUCUAGGUAUGGACAAUUCCUCUGGGAUGUAGAGGAAGAUGAGCAAGUGAAGAGUGUCAUCUGCUCCCUUCUGAGCACGUGGCUUGACGACUACCUUGACGACUUUUACGAACCUCCCGACUUCCCCGGGCUCGAGACACUGGCGGAAUACGUGUCGACCAUCGCACCAGGAUCCCACCUGGACAGACGAGCCCAUAUCGUCCUGGCCGAGGCGGUGGUGGCCGACCACCUCCACUGCCCACUCCAGUUCAACCAGAGUCGGGCCACGUCACCAUCUCCAACCACUGGGGCCGCCACUGUGGCCCGUGAGGAACCAGAACCACCUGUGCCGGGGGCUCUCGCAGUAGCCUCGCUUCCAGGGGAGGGGCCGGUCCCAGCCGCACCACGAAAGGCCCUGGCCCGAGCCCAGUCAGCUCCCACUCUCUCACAGACGACUAGGGCGGACCACAGCCCAUCUCCCACACACGACCACGAUGGCUGCCCCCGUCACCUAUGCAGGCACAUCAUCCUUACGAUCAUCAUCACCCUAACCCAGAAUGCCGGGUAA